GGUGACGUUUUCUUUGACCGCCAAAGAAGACAAAAACGAGUCUUGAAGAAAUCACGAAGAAGAAGAAACGAACGAAUCAUUUUUUUUUUCUCUGUUUGUCUGCACUGAUCGCGUCGGAGAGAAGAAGAAGAAUCUCUCUCUCUCUCUUAGGUGUCGAUUUCUUUUCUUCCACGAUUUCUCUCUCCCUCUCGCUUUGGCUGAUUGAAUCCCCGAAAUUGAAAUUGAGCUUUCGAAGUCAAGCAAACGAAUCGAGUGUAUCUGUCUCUCUUAGGUUUCUGAUUUUUUUUUGGUUCUAUUUAAUAUUAAGAAUCCAAACACCAUGGAUGAGCACAGUAGAAACCCAUUUGCAAGUGCAAGUGGAAGAGCAGGGGGAAGUACAAGUGCGAGCUCGAACUCGAGUUUUAGUAGCAGUGUGGCGGAUACAGAUGAUGAUCAAACCAUUGCACGUAUACUAGCAGAAGAUGAGGGCUCAAGAAGAGAAGGCAUGCUUGGGAAGAGACUGUCUCAUUUGGAUUCAAUCCCACACACUCCUCGGGUUAACAUGAUAGUACCCGAUAUAAAUGAUGCAACAUUAGACCAUGAGCUGCUUUCUGUGAGGUUGGCCACAUAUGGGUUAUCUGAAUUACAAAUGGAAGGAGAUGGAAAUUGCCAGUUCCGAGCUUUAGCAGACCAGCUUUUCCGCAAUCCAGAUUACCAUAAACAUGUAAGGAAGCAUGUUGUAAAGCAGUUGAAACAGCAACGCAAGUUAUACGAAGGAUAUGUGCCAAUGAAAUACAGACAUUACACGAGGAAGAUGAAAAAACUAGGUGAAUGGGGAGAUCACCUUACUCUACAAGCUGCGGCAGAUCGUUUCGAAGCCAAGAUCUGCUUAGUCACAUCCUUUCGGGAACAAUCCUACAUCGAGAUACAACCUCAUAACAAGAACCCUCGUAGAGAGGCGUGGCUUAGCUUCUGGAGCGAAGUGCAUUACAAUUCUCUAUACUCUAGUGGAGGUAAACAUCAAUGUUCCAACAAGAAAGCCAAGAAGGAAGCAUUGGCUCUUCUAGGAUUGGAUUUUGAGGUUCAUCUCCUUAUGUAUGUAUAGUGUCUGUAUCUUCUUCCUCAAGAGUGUGUGCGAACUUUGCGAUAACUUCACUUUUGUUAUCAUCAUUGGUUCUCUCUCUCUCAACACUUUCGUUGAGUAAACGUAGAUAUGUUUAUUUAAAUAUGUGAUCAUUUUUAUUUAACAUUUCAUAACGAAAAUACAAGUAACAGCAGCAAACAAUAUUUAUAGUUUAAAGAAGUGGACCAUAAUGAGAUCGAUUUGAAC
Thlaspi arvense is the source of this 1309-nucleotide messenger RNA. The record is from the annotation of a GenBank genome assembly. Lineage: Eukaryota; Viridiplantae; Streptophyta; Magnoliopsida; Brassicales; Brassicaceae.